Molecule: messenger RNA, 2191 nt
Organism: Oryzias melastigma (Indian medaka)
Lineage: Eukaryota; Metazoa; Chordata; Actinopteri; Beloniformes; Adrianichthyidae
Gene: surf4
Product: surfeit 4
Exons: 5
Coding region: 278-964 (228 amino acids)
Biological process (GO): Golgi organization
Cellular component (GO): endoplasmic reticulum; endoplasmic reticulum-Golgi intermediate compartment; membrane
Source: RefSeq, a predicted model, not a curated record
CCUGAACAGCUCUGGGCGUCAGCCUAAAGCCCCUGCCUGAUUCGGCAUACGUGGCAAGCAGCGGUUGCAGUACCAUGUAGGGGGGCUCCGCUGUGUCGCUCGUCAAAUCGCGGGGCAUUGUGGGGCGGAGGCGGCCUUUCUCUGCGUUCAGACGAUCGGAAAUCUUCAAGUAAAUAACGGGAGGAGGAACGGUCUGAACGCAGCUUUCAGAAAACGCAAAGCUCAACUAGAAGUUGCGACCAUUCUCUGAUAUUAAUAACUUGAAUAAUACACAAACAUGGGGCAGGAGGAUUUUAUGAACAAAGCCGAAGACGUGGCAGACCAGUUCUUGCGGGUCACCAAACAGUACCUGCCCCAUUUGGCGCGCCUGUGUCUUAUCAGCACUUUCCUUGAAGAUGGCAUCCGCAUGUGGUUCCAGUGGAACGAGCAGAGAGACUACAUUGAGGCCACCUGGAGCUGUGGCUACUUCUUGGCUACAUGCUUUGUGUUGCUUAACCUUAUUGGACAGCUAGGUGGCUGUGUCCUCAUCCUCAGUAGGAAUUUUGUACAGUACGCUUGCUUCGGAUUAUUUGGCAUCAUAGCUCUACAGACUAUUGCAUACAGCAUUUUAUGGGACCUUAAGUUUCUGAUGAGGNAUCUGGCCCUGGGAGGUGGUCUUCUCCUGCUGCUGGCGGAGUCUCGUUCAGAAGGAAAGAGCAUGUUUGCCGGGGUCCCCUCCAUGGGGGAGAGUUCACCAAAGCAGUACAUGCAGCUGGGAGGCCGAGUUCUGCUCGUGCUCAUGUUCAUGACCCUCUUGCACUUCGACUCCAACUUCUUCUCUGUGAGUGUCACAAUGUCCUUUUCACAGCCUAACUUCUUUUUAAAAAUGUAUUCAGUUUUAGCUGAGAACAAAAGCAUAAUUUUCAAUGUAGAAUUAAACAGUUUUAUUGUAGUGGUUGGUCUGUUGACACUCAAACCUUUUUGAAAUAAUAAACACCACUAUUUGGUUUAGAUGUUAAUUUUUCUAACAAUUGUUUUUGAUAAAAUAUUCACACUUUGUACGCCUUUUUAAUGUAAAAAUUUAGUUCAUAUUUAUCCAUAAUCAGAUACAAAUGUCAACCAUGGUAUUUUCUUCACCAUCGUUUUAUCAAAUUCACUCAGAUUUACUUUAUCUUGGUGUUCUAGUUUCAUUUGGCUAACUCUGAGCAAAAUAUGACCAAAAAAGGACAGAGCACAGAAAAAAGUAGUCUCUGUUAAAGGUCAGCAACUGAUCAGACGUAACCUGACUCCAUGUGAGGCUACUAGUAGGCUGACUUGCAGAAGGGUCCAAUAAUAGAACCAACUUUCUUUUAUAAUUAGACUAAAACAUGCAUACAUUGUGCACCAUGCAGACUAUAAAUAUAUAUGAAAACUGUGUAAAAGUAAAGAAAGAAUAAGAGUUUAAUGAGGUAAAAAAAUACUGUUGUAGAACAUUUAUCAAAUUUUACAACGAGCCUGAUCUCAACCUAAAUGGUGGCAAAAGCAUCCUACACUUUCACUAUAUAAGUGUAACAAAGUUAGUAGUUGAACGUGUCCAAGUCAGUGAUUAAUUGCUUCUGUUAGAGAUAUCUGUGGGUGUAUAACACGUGAACCAACUAAUCAGAGAGCUGGUUAAAUUUUAGUACUAAUUUUAUUUUUCCCUCUACAGUUUUUCCCUUGUUUAUCGCAGGGUUUACAUUCUAAAAAAAGCUGGCAAAACUCCUCACUACACACUUUAUACACUUUUCUCAGACAGACAUUUGCAUUUUAUUUAAUUUUCUGUUUUUUAAACUCUCAAAGUUUAAGCCUGUCUAGAAAAACAAGUUCAUUAUUAUAGAAUGAAAACUAAGAUCUGAUCGUGAUUAAAGAUUUUUGUAACACUGGCAAACUGAAGGUAUUUUGUACAGAAGGCACAGUACGGAGAUUGAUUGACGAGGUCUACAGCCAAUCAGGAUGCACAGAAGGGUGAACAGUUAAAAAAUAAAUAAAAUAAAAUAAAAAUCCGACAAACGGUAAUACCAGGAAAGCUUAACCACGAUAUAUCGAGGGAACACCGUCCUUUAAGCCACUGAAGGGUCACACAAAAAGUUAAAUGAAGAGGCUAAUGGUUUAGCAAAGUGGAUUUUUAAAUCCAACUGGGAAAAUACAGCAAAGAAACAAAAUAAAAUUACCUUUUUUUAAGCAAUAAAAAAAA